Molecule: messenger RNA, 1185 nt
Organism: Penicillium angulare
Lineage: Eukaryota; Fungi; Ascomycota; Eurotiomycetes; Eurotiales; Aspergillaceae
Product: SOS response-associated peptidase
Exons: 3
Coding region: 1-1185 (394 amino acids)
Biological process (GO): DNA damage response
Molecular function (GO): single-stranded DNA binding
Source: RefSeq, a predicted model, not a curated record
AUGUGUGGGCGUUACGCUUUGGGUGUGCGCAUGGCGUACAUCCGGCAGCACCUUCAGGAUAGAGGAAUGCCGGUCGAUGAAGCACCAGAGGAUGAUGAAGUCAGAGAGACCUAUAACUUCGCACCUGGCAGCUUUGGUGCCGUUUAUAGAGCCGAUAUUCCUGACAAGGAGCACACACAUGGCACAGCAGAAGACAGCGAUGGACAGAAUGCAGGCCAUGAGGAGUCGCAUGAGAUGGUUGAUGACGCUAAGAAAAGACAAACUAUGUAUAAACUGCAGAGCAUGAAAUGGGGUCUCAUUCCUUUUUGGACAAAGCGACAGCCGGACUACGGCUCCAUGCUGCGCACUAUCAACUGUCGGGAUGACUCACUUAUUGAAGAUCGUGGCAUGUGGACAACCAUGAAGCGGGGGAAGAGAUGCGUUAUCGUAUGCCAGGGAUUCUAUGAGUGGCUGAAGAAAGGACCUGGUGGCAAAGACCGAAUCCCACAUUAUACUAAGCGCAAAGACGGCGGGUUGAUGUGUUUUGCAGGGCUGUGGGAUUGUGUCUCCUAUGAAGGAACCGAUGAGAAACUUUACACAUAUACCGUCAUAACAACGUCCUCAAACCCCUACCUGAAAUUCCUCCAUGAACGCAUGCCCGUUAUUUUGGAUCCUGGCUCUGACGCCAUGAAAACUUGGCUUGACCCACACCGCAAAACAUGGUCAAAAGAGCUUCAGUCGCUGCUUAAACCUUAUGAGGGAGAGCUAGAAUGCUAUCAGGUUCCAAAAGAAGUUGGGAAAGCCGGGAAUAACUCCCCUCAAUUCAUCGUCCCAGUUGACAGCACGGAAAAUAAGAGCAACAUUGCGAACUUUUUCGGCAAUGCCAAAAAGAAAGAAGGAAGUCCUAGCACAGAAAUAAAGUCUAAUCCAAAGCAAGACCCAGAUUUGACACAGAAAGACAUUAAAUUUGAGAUCGAUCAGGAAGGAACGGAACUCAAAACCGCGGGAAUCAAGAGAGAACAUACGCUUGAUCUGCCUAUCAUCAAAGAAGAAAAUAAGAAGCCGAAAGUGCAGCCAUCGUUACCCAGUCAUUCACCUCAGAAAGCGAAGAUGCGAAGUGCCACAUCCAAUUCUCCUUAUAAGAAAACCGCUAAAGCGAAACCGGCGGAUGGGUCUCAACGAAUCACGAACUUUUUUAAACAAUAG